GAAUUGAAUCGCCAGGCUCAGAGGUACGUGGCUCUCCCGUCUCUGCACUUGUCUCGUCAGGAACAGAUGCCAACGGGCUGUUUAGAACCCAUCGCGAGCGCAAGGAACAAUAUAUACGGGCUUUGGAAACGGAGGUGUCGCGGUUACGAGAGGCAUACACGCAAGAGAUCUCGGCGGCCAACUUGACGGUGGUUCAACACCGAGAUAUGGUGCAGUCGCUAUCAGACGAAAACGCCAUUCUGAAAGACAUCCUGACGGCCCAUGGCAUCAACUACGAGCCCGAAGUCGAGCGGCGCAAGGCUGAACGACCCACCAUCGGCUAUCAGUCCAGCCCAUUUGCCAGCAGUAGUACCGGAUCACAGCCCACCGGCGUUGCUCCGUCCAAUCCCUCCACGAACAACAUGUACACCACGCCACCUACGACAGUCUCGGCCAGCUUGAGUCCGAUCACCACUGGGAUCGAGCAAAUUGAUGUGUCGUCGAGCGAGAUGUCACCACCGCAAGGGCCGUAUCAGGCCGCUCCGUGUGACGCCCUGGCGACGCUAGACCAGAUAGCGCCAGUGAGCCGGGCGCCGAGGCAGCCAUCGGGCAUCUUCGAAGAACUUCCCCAGCUGCAGAUUGACUUUAUUCUGACAUUGGAAUCGCCGUGUCGGGAACACACCGACUAUCUCUGCCGCCGAUCGAUCACCGAAGCCGAUGACGAGGACAUGCCAUUCUCGGGUCAUGCCUUGAUGGCGACCUGCCCGCCGCCCAGUUACAUCGCGAACACCUCGAACGAACAGACUUAUCCGCACAAGACCUACGACCUCCCUCAUGCCAACCUGUCGACCCUUCUCAACCUCAGUCGGCAGCUCGUGACGGAUGGACAGAUCACCCCCAUCAUGGCGCUUCAGUGUCUCAAGAACCACGAGCUCUACCGCAGCCUGACCAAGGACGACGUCAAGGUGAUCAUCGAGACGCUAAACACCAAAGUGCGCUGCUACGGCUUUGGCGCGGUGGUGGAAGAUUUCGAACUGAUGGACUGCCUCAGCAGCGUGCUCGGAUCUAAGGUCGAGGGCGCCCUGUCACAUCCGGGAGAUGAGAUGAUGUAUUCGUGAGCUGGUCUGGCGGUAGUGACCUAAUCUGGACGGAGUUUCAUGGGGCGAUUCAUUGGGUUUGGGUAUCUGUUCUAACACGGAUUUUGAUUUGGCGAGGUGUAUAUAAAAGCUCUGGGAGCAAGGCUGUUCUUUUUCUUCUCACUUCUAUCUUCCUUUUGAGGAUUCUUCCUAUGGGGUUCAACGCCAGAGCGGUGCUGGCCAUACAACUUGUUUAAUCUUGAAGGUGUCUUCUAUUCUAUUCUCCUAUCUGUUUUGGUAUCUUUUUCCAUAUGGGUUCAGCGAUGCCACCCACCUAAUCAAUAAUCACGAGAACCACGAAUGUCCAGCUAGCUUAGCUAAAUCGCCAUAAUACAUACAUACAUACAUACAAACCAUACCCUACAAUCAAAUAAGACAUAUAAUAAUACUAACAAUAAUAAUAAUCAAACAGUAAUACCUGUAACAUCGUCCCCCCUCCGAAUCCUCCCCACCACCUCCCUCACCCUCUC
Molecule: messenger RNA, 1585 nt
Organism: Aspergillus welwitschiae
Lineage: Eukaryota; Fungi; Ascomycota; Eurotiomycetes; Eurotiales; Aspergillaceae
Gene: flbB
Product: protein flbB
Exons: 2
Coding region: 207-1097 (296 amino acids)
Cellular component (GO): RNA polymerase II transcription regulator complex
Molecular function (GO): DNA-binding transcription activator activity, RNA polymerase II-specific; transcription cis-regulatory region binding
Source: RefSeq, a predicted model, not a curated record